Molecule: messenger RNA, 7872 nt
Organism: Coregonus sp. 'balchen'
Lineage: Eukaryota; Metazoa; Chordata; Actinopteri; Salmoniformes; Salmonidae
Source: the annotation of a GenBank genome assembly
AUGAGGAGGCUGCGGAGGAGGGGAUGCAGGGCAGGAGUAGUUGGCCUUGAGAUGGGCAGGGGCCGAGGCAGGGGGAGGGGGAGGGGCAAGGGCUCCAGUGUUCAGCUGCGGCCGCCUUCCCCCUAUAGACUGCAGCUAUCUCCAUCUAGAGAAACUUUGACCUAUGCUCAGGCCCAGAAGAUGGUGGAGGUGGACCUGGAUGGAAGGCUUCACAGGAUCAACAUCACUGACCCUCUCCCAGUCAUCACAGAGGAUGAGAUGAUGGCUCAGGACAUUGUUGAGUGCAACAGUAACAAAGAGAACAGCGAACAAACCCAGAGCAGAGCCAGACCAGGGCGUAAACCUCCCAACCCAAAGGGCCGCAGGAGGGAAAGCAAAACCUCAUCUCACCAGAGCCGACGUUCUGGCAGUCAGCAGCACACUCAAAGCCACACCAAUUCCUCCCAACACCCUUCCCACCAAAGCCCUCUCCCCGAGCCCACCUUCCGUGUGCUUGACUGCCCGUGUCCUUUAGACACACCUCCCCUCCCUGUGGCCUACUACCGUUUCGUAGAGAAGUCAGGGGAGGAGCAGGACUGUGAGGCAGAGUACGACAUGGAUGAGGAGGACCUGGCCUGGCUGGAGAUGGUCAACCAGAAGAGGGUAUCUGAUGGCCACGCGUCCGUCUCCCCAGACACCUUUGAGCUGCUGAUCGACCGUCUGGAGAGGGAGUCCAUCCUGGAGUCACGGAGCCAGGCCCUGUCCCAGAGUGCCAUGGAUGAGGACGCCUUCUGCUGCGUCUGCCUGGACGACGAGUGUCUCAACAGCAACGUCAUCCUAUUCUGUGACAUCUGCAACCUGGCCGUCCACCAGGAGUGUUACGGCGUGCCCUAUAUCCCUGAGGGCCAGUGGCUGUGCCGCUGCUGUCUGCAGUCCCCCUCGCGCCCUGUGGACUGUGUGCUCUGUCCCAACCGGGGAGGUGCCUUCAAACAGACUAGUGAUGGACGCUGGGCCCACGUUGUCUGUGCCAUAUGGAUCCCAGAGGUGUGCUUUGCCAACACGGUAUUCCUGGAGCCAGUGGAGGGGGUGAAGAACAUCCCCUCAGCCCGCUGGAAGCUCACCUGCUACCUGUGCAAGCAGAAAGGCAGGGGCGCGUCCAUCCAGUGCCACAAGGCCAACUGCUACCGGGCCUUCCAUGUCAGCUGUGCCCAGAAAGCUGGCCUCUUCAUGAAGAUCGACCCGGUCCGGGAGACUGGGGUCAACGGAACCACCUUCUCUGUGAAGAAGACUGCCUUCUGUGAGAAUCACUCCCCAGUCGGGUCACGGCGAGAUGGGUCAGGUGAUGAGGCGGUGGAGGGAAGGUUGGUAGGAGGCAGGGGGAACAGGGGUCAAAGGUCAUACACUCAGAGCCCCCCGGCACCGCCCAGUAAAAAGACUCCCAAAGGCCAGAAGAAGAAAGGAAAGAAGAGCCUUGCUGGUCAGACGACCCGCCGUGCCGCUGUGCCUGUGCUGCUGGUGCCUCAGAUCCCCUCUCACAGGUCCGACCUCACACACCCCUUCUCCUAACACACCACUUUCAGUAGCAUUGUUCUCCUUCUUACUAUAUUUGCUUGUAGUAAUCUCCAGUGUAGAAAGCAUAUUUUUAUGUAUUUAACAUGUUUAAUGUAACAGUAUAGCUGCCUUAUACCAACUGUUAAUACACAACCUAUACAGUGGAAGGAUGCCAAAAUAUGAAUAACAAAAGUUAUUGCUAUGUCGUAAACAGGCUGAACAAGAUUUGCAUUGGGGUUGCUGUCCAGAGGAAGAACCAGUUCAUGCAGAGGCUUCACAACUACUGGCUGCUGAAACGUCAGUCCCGAAAUGGCAUGCCUCUCAUCCGCCGCCUGCACUCCCAUCUGCAGGCUCAGAAGACUGCUGAGCAGGUCAGGAAGAUACGGGGAGGGAGAGGGAGACCUAAAGUCAAUUCUAGAUCUCAUGUUGAUGGUGAAAUGUUUAAUAGUUAUGCUGAAUGUGUGUGUGCAUGUGUUCAGAGGGAGCCAGAUGAGAAGCUUAGUGCGGCGAGGGAGGAGCUUCGUUACUGGCAGAAGUUGCGGCAGGACCUGGAGAGAGCCCGGCUCCUGGUGGAACUCGUCCGCAAGAGAGAGAGACUAAAGAGAGAGCAGGUACUGUUUCAGUAGGAGGACGCCGCCAUGUAAAAUGUCGACAUACUAUAUAAUCAUGAGUUACCAUCUGCAUAUACCUUACGAAAAUAAUUAACUUUUACAAUCACUGUAUCGUUCUUAUGUCUUUCCUUAAAUUACUCUGCACCCUUUCAUAUUCCCUCUUUCUCUCCCCCUCUCGCUUUCUCUCUCUCCCUCCAGAUGAAACUUCAGCAGGCUGCUCUGGAGCUGAAGUUGACCCCUGCGUUAAUACUGCUGCGUUCCACCCUGGACCAGCUUCAGGAGAAGGACACGGCACAGAUCUUCUCUCAACCUGUCAAUCUAGCAGAGGUUAGUAGGGUUAGAUAAAUGGGUUAGAUAAAUGGGUCACUUUUUGCAUUUAUUUAAAAUUCAGCCAGUAGUACUGCAGUUGUCACCUUCUUUUCAUAAAUAGUCUGUUAAUUUGUAUGUUUUUAAUUGAAGGUGCCGGACUAUCUGGAGUUCAUCUCCAAGCCCAUGGACUUAUCCAGCAUGCGUGCCAAACUGGAAGCCCAUGCUUACUGCUCCACAGCCGACCUGGAGGGGGACUUUAACCUCAUGGUGUCCAACUGCCUGAGGUACAACUCCAAGGAGACCGCGUUCCACCGAGCCGCCCUGCACCUACGGGAGGUGGGAGGAGCCGUCCUCCGCCACGCCCACAGACAGGCGCAGACCAUCGGGUUGGACCCCAGCACGGGCAUGCACCUCCCAGACUCUCCCAACAAGCAGGGCUUCUACCAAUGCACCUGGGAGGACGGUGAGCAGAGUACACCGGCUGGGUGGGCCUUGGAAUGGCUUUCGGUGAAAAAUCUGCCUUUCACAAUCGCAAACACAUAAGAAAAAUUUGAUUGAAUUUGUAUAGCGCUUUUCAUUGCAGAAAUACAUUGUUCUCGUCCUUCAUCUCGUCUACCUGUUCUGUCUCCUCUUUUACGGCCUUUGUGUUCUCCACAGUGGACUCCCUCCUGGAUCCAGACAACAGGCUCCACCUGUCCACAGAGGAGCAGCUGAAGGCUCUGCUGGAUAAGCUGGACAUGGUGGCAUCCAUGCGCUCCAGUGGAGGACGAACCAAACGCAUCCGGCUGCUGCGUAGAGAGAUCAACACGGUCACGCACAAACAGCAGCGCUCACUGUCGCACAAUGGGAAAGAAGAAGAUGAAGAAGAGGAGGAGGAGGGAAAGAAGGACAAUGUGGAGAACGGUCCUUUAACAUCAGCCUCUACUCCGGGGAAAGGUACAAGGGAUUUACUUUGCUUGUUCAUGGGCUUGUUGCUUUCCAACUCUACUAAUCUUUCUGGUAUGGAUGUGUUCGCUUAAUUAGCUAAUGAUUUGCUGUUGUGCAAUUCUGAUGUUCUUACCCUAACAAAGUGAAUGUGUGUUUCCUUGUUGUAGAUGACUCUCCACCAACACUAGAGCCUUCAUGCCCAGCGUCGUCCCCCCUGCCAGGCGAUGCCCCACCUGAGCCACCUGUACUGGGCCUAGUGGCCGCAGGGCGAAGGUCACCAGGACGCUCUUACAAGCGGCAGAGAUCCUCCCUGAGUGGGGGCAAAGGGCUGAGUGACGAUGAUGCUGAAGUUGGGGAGACAGCGACACCGUGCAAACAGAAGGAGGAUUCUCAAAAGGUCUCUCCUUUACAGGCUCCCAGUCCCCCCACUAACGCCUGUCCUUUGGUUGGAGUUGGCCGGCGCACAUCUGUUCUGUUCAAGAAAGCUAAAAAUGGAGCGAGACUGGCAAAGAUCAGAGCAGCUCAGUUACAGUAUGUAGGGACCAAUGAGGGUAAAACCAAUGGCUUGGACAGUUCCCUCACCAUUACAAACCCUCCCAGUGAGAGUGACCUCUCCACCCCUCCCCCCACACCCUCCUCACCGUCAUCCCACCGCCUGAGGUCCAGAGGGCCCAGCUCUGACAGCGAGGGAGACAAGCCCCUCCCCCUCGUCAAAGUGGAAGGUAGAUACGAAAAAUGUAAUUUACAUUUGCUCUGUCAUUUCAUUAAAGCUGUAGGCGAUGAGUAAUAACAUACUUGCUAUAAAGGAAACAAUGUCUUUACCCUUUUUAUUUGUGAGUUGCAUAAGGGAAGAGAGGGCAGAUAAUGAUGAUGACAUCCAGAAUGUGUAUUCUAGUAGGCUUUACAAAUGGGCUAGGAAAGCACCAAGAUGACUCCUCAGACCUAGCAUCCAACGACCAAAAACACAGGUGAGGAUCCCAAUGAACACCUGAUACCUCUGAAAUGUACUUUGAUUUCUAAGGUGGAAUAUGUUCAGAAAUAACAUCUCUCUUCCCUUGUCUGUCUACGGAUGAAGUGCCCCCCCGCCACCCAAACGCAGCCGUGGUAAACCAGCUUUGGCUAAAGUCCCAGAGAGCCAGAAUGGAGGCUCAGGUGACUGUGUUCAGGCACCACAGACCUUUGGGUCAGACAAAAGAGCUACAAUUUCAACUUCCAGUAAUUAAUGUAUUGGCAAAUAGAUGUAUACAUUAUAGUAAAUCCUGUCAAAUUCUGUAUAACAUUAUAGAAAAUAAUUUUCCCAUCUCAACCAUUUCCAUUUUUCCAGUUCAACAUCCCCCAUCUUUGUGUUUGUGCUCAGGGGGGAGUAUGCUUUUGCCCUUUGAUCGUGACACAGAGCUCACACCACUCGACCUGGUCUGGGCUAAGUGUCGUGGAUAUCCAUCCUAUCCAGCAAUGGUGAGAACAUGAAUUCAGUCACUUAUUCAUUGCAAUAAGAGGGUUGGCACAAGCACAAGCACAAGUUAGAACCCUCCUUUUAGAUGUAGUGUAUGAUGACCUCACCAGUCAUUGAGUGAGUUCGUUUUGCAUGGCUCGUUGCCCGUGGUGGGUGGAGUUUUCAUUUUACGAGCAAUGGAAUGGUCUAAAAUGUGCAAACUCUGCCCAACCGAUUCAAAACAAACUCGUCCAUUGUUGUACCACAGCGACUAACAGGGUACAUAAACUGCCAAUGGGUUUCCCCAGGUUGUUGACCCUGACAUGCCUCAGGAAGGGCUUCUUCACAAUGGCAUCCCCAUCCCCGUGCCUCCUGGGGACGUGCUCAAGCUGGGGGAGCGAAGGCAGAAGGAGACUGGGGAGAGGCACUACCUUGUGCUGUUCUUCGACACCAAAAGGACCUGGUAAGAAAUUCAAGACAAGUGUUCUGCUGAAUGUUGAGUCUCAUAUUAAUUAUCUGAGGCAGUUUUUUUGGAUAGUUGAUGUUUGUGUCUAUUGAUUGCUCCUAUUCUAUGUUUUUGUGUUCUUUUGAACCCUCUUUCUUCCUUUCAGGCAAUGGCUGCCACGGGACAAGUUGCUGCAAAUGGGGAUGGAUGACACGGUGGACAAACUGCGCCUGAUGGAGGGCAAGAAGCCUAGCGUCCGCAAGUCUGUACACACGGCAUACGACCGUGCCAUGGUACACCUGAACCACGUUAUCAACCACGUCAAGGGGAACCUCAGUUUCAACCCCUCCAAUUUUAUAUGAAGGAUUUUAGUGUCAGUCAGCAAAUCCACUGCAAACUGUCUGGCUAGGAGCGAUCAAACCCUCACCAAUAACAAAAAGCAUAAGUGAGAAAAGAACAACAUUCUCUUCAUUAAUUUACUAGAAGGUGGACAUGGAAUUUGAGUGGUUCGAUAUACAGUUUCUUAAAUAAUUCACUUUCUUCUCAAAUAAUUUGAAAUUGAAAAAAAAAAAGUUUGAUCUCCACACGUUCCUAUUGGUUUGUCAACAUUGCCGUACACCAUUUUUUUAAGGGGGGAAACUUAAGCUAACAAUUCUAAUUCAGAAAAUAAAAGCAAAUGGCAUGGACAACAUUAUUGGCAGGAGCUAAUAGUUGGUUGCCCAGCCUUUGGCUAAGUUAACGGCAAAAUAAUUAGCUUGCUGCACCAUUCUACUGGCAAUUUGGCCCACUCUUCAGCUGCAGACUGCUCAAUUUCUUCAAUGUUUGAGUGGUGCCUUCCACCAACUGCUGUUUUCCGAUCUCGCGAUAGGUUUUUGAUGGGAUUCAGUUCUGGACUUAUCGUUGGCCACUCCAGAACAUUCCAGUGCUUAUUCUUGAACCAUUUCUGGGGGCUUUUUGAUGUGUGUUUGGGUUGUUGUCCUGCUGGAAGGCCCACAACCUUCAACAGAGACCUAGUUUUUGGACACUGGGUUGAAUAUCGUACUCAAACACCUGAUAAUCUUCUGAUUUGAUGAUGUCUUGUAUACAUUCAAGGACCCCAGAGGCAGCAAAGCAACCCCAGGCUUUUUAUUUUUAUUUUUAAAGUUCAAUGGAGCUUUCUUGUCUCUUUCAGCAGUGGGGUCUUCCUAUGUUUACCGAUGACCAAAUUAAGCAUUCAAAGAAAAGAACACCCUCACUAGAAUCAAACGUGGGGAAGGUUCGAUAAUGCUGUGGGGUUGCUUUGCUGCCUCUGGUAUGUGGGGCCUUGAACGUUUGCAAGGUGUUUUGGAGUACGAUGUUCAACCCAGUGUCCAAAAACUGGGUCUCUGUUGAAGGUUGUGGGUCUUCCAGCAGGACAACAACCCAAACACACAUCAAAAAGCACUCAGGAAUGGUUCAAGAAUAAGCAUUGGAAUGUUCUGGAGUGGCCAGUGAUAAGUCCAGAUCAAAAACCUAUGGCGAGAUCUGAAAACAGCAGUUAGUGGAAAGCACCACUCAAACAUGAAAGAAUUGGAGCAGUUUGCAGCUGAAGAGUGGGCCAUAUUGCAAUUAGAAAGGUGCAGCAAGCUCAUUAAUGUAAUUUUUUUUGCAGUCAACUUGGCCAAAGGCUGUGCAACCAAGUAUUAGCUCCUGGGUGCCAAUAAUGUUGUCCAUAGUAUUUUGCUUUUAUAUUCUAAAUCAAAAUGUUUAACUUAAGUUUCCGCCCAAUGUUGACAAUCCAAUAACGUUUGGAGACCAACAUUUUCUUUGGUAAUUUCAGUUUAUUUUAGAAGAAAUAGAGAAUUCUUUAAGAAAAGUGCAAGGGUGCCAAUAUAUUUGGGUGCAGCUACCUAAAUGAGUGAUGGUCUGGUUGACUCUGACCUUUAGGUUGAAUGUUAUCAUUUUGGAAUUUGGGGGAAAUGUGAAAGGAGGAGUUUCCUAAUGUUCCUUUUUUUGUGAUAAAAUGUGAUUAUUCAUUGUGAUUACUUUUUAGUACUUUACACAACCACUCUGUUGCAAUGAGUUUAGUAAUAAUAUAACAUUUGUUUUAGCCCAAAGUGAAUCAAGACAAAGAAAGUAAUUGUAUAUAUUUUAUCCUCAAAAGGGAUUUGCUUGAUUCAAAGCAUAUUCAGAUUGUAUUUGUCAUUGAAAUACCAUGCUUCUUAUACAUUUUUACACAUUGACGCUAUUUCGGUUUUUAUUUCUUUUUUAUAUGAAAUGGUGAUGGUGUGCUUGUUGCAGCUAUUUGAUGGAACAACAGGACUUUUGAAUGUCUAGUCAUGACAUAAGAAAUGGGUCACUGCAACCACUUUUCAAUAAGGUCAAUAACUUGGGAUUCCAGUCAGUGGCAAGAUGUUAUUUGCAAACCCUCCAAUGACUUGAAAAGCACAAUGUUAGUUUGAAAUGGUUUGUAGAUUGAGCUCUGAAGCCAUAGGUAUGAAAAAAAAUGGUAAAAACUUGGUUAUGUGCAUAUGCACAUAUUUUUGUAUAUAUGUAAAUGUCUGUGUUUAUAAUACACUAAGUAAUUUAAGGAAUGCAAAAAAAAUCAAAAUAUUAGAUUUUAAUUUAUAUUGUGACAAUAAUUGAGUCUGUUAUUUAAA